AUGAAGCUGCUAAAGCCGAGCUGGGUGAGCCACAACGGCAAACCCAUAUUUUCAGUUGAUAUUCAUCCUGAUGGGACAAAAUUUGCAACUGGAGGGCAAGGGGAGGAUUCGGGGAAGGUGAUGAUCUGGAACAUGGCGCCUGUCCUCCGAGACGAGGACGAGAAGAACGAGAAUAUUCCCAAGAUGCUUUGCCAGAUGGACAAUCACUUAGCGUGUGUGAACUGUGUGCGCUGGUCAAACAACGGGCUGUACCUGGCGUCAGGAGGAGACGACAAGCUGGUCAUGGUGUGGAAGAGAGCUGCAUUCAUCGGUCCCAGCACAGUGUUCGGGUCGAGCAGUAAGCUGGCCAACGUGGAGCAGUGGAGGUGUGUGACCAUCCUGAGGAACCACACUGGAGACGUGAUGGACGUGGCUUGGUCUCCGCACGACGUUUGGCUGGCUUCCUGCAGCGUCGACAACACCAUCGUCAUCUGGAACGCUCGCAAAUUCCCAGAGAUGGUGACGUGUCUUCGGGGACACACUGGGCUGGUUAAAGGUCUGACGUGGGACCCUGUAGGGAAGUACAUCGCCUCCCAGGCCGACGACCACAGCCUCAAAGUGUGGAGGACGGUGGACUGGCAGAUGGAGGCCAACAUCACCAAACCCUUCAAUGAGUGUGGAGGGACGACUCAUGUCCUGCGUCUGUCCUGGUCUCCGGACGGUCAGUACCUGGUGUCGGCUCACGCCAUGAACAACUCCGGCCCCACCGCUCAGAUCGUAGAGAGAGACGGCUGGAAGACCAACAUGGACUUUGUGGGCCACCGUAAAGCCGUGACCGUAGUGAAAUUCAACCCAAAGAUUUUUAAGAAGAAGCAGAAGAACGGCAGCUCUCCGAAGCCCAGCUGUCCGUACUGCUGCUGCGCCGUCGGCAGCAAAGACCGAUCGCUCUCCGUCUGGCUGACCUCUCUGAAGCGCCCCCUGGUGGUCAUCCAUGAUCUGUUUGAUAAAUCAAUUAUGGACAUAUCCUGGACUCUGACAGGUCUGGGGAUGUUGGUGUGUUCGAUGGACGGUACCGUGGCCUACCUGGACUUCUCAUUGGAUGAACUGGGAGACCCGCUGAGUGAGGAGGAGAAGAACACCAUCCAUCAGAACAUCUACGGUAAGAGUCUGGCCAUCACCAGCACCGAGGCUCAGCUCUCCACCACCAUCAUCGAGAACCCAGAGAUGCUCAAAUACCAGCAGGAGAGGCAGACCACUGCUCAGACACAUUCAGGACCAGCUGGUGUCGGACCUGAAGCCUCCACCCCCAAACUGAACAGCGUGAUGAACGGAGAGUCUCUGGAGGACAUCAGGAAGAACCUCCUGAAGAAGCAGGUGGAGACGAGAACGGCCGACGGCAGAAGACGAAUCACACCGCUGUGCAUCGCUCAGCUGGACACAGGGGAUUUCUCUCCAGCUCUGUUUAACAGCGCUCCCAUCCUGCCGUCUGGAUCGUCGAUGUCCAACCAGCUGACCUCUCAGCUCAGCUCUGACUCCAGCCCAGGUCAGGCCUCCUCUCUGGGGCUGCGGCCCGGCCACGACUCCAUGCUCAACUUACCUCCACCCAACAGCACCAGCAAGGGUCUGGAGGACAACAAGGACGGUGUGAAGUCCACUCUGCUGCUCACUUCUGCCUCCAAGAUAGAGCCGAUGAAAGCUCUGGACUCCCGCUUCACAGAGAGGUCAAAGGCCACGCCGGGCGUCACUGCUGCCAUCACCUCCACCACAGGACUGUCUCCUCUGGACAGGACAAAAGACGGCAUCUCCGCCCUGAAAGACAUCAAGUCCAAAGAAGACACCAGCAGCGACAGCGAGGACAAGAUGGCCGCCAUCAACAAGAAUCUGUCGUUCACCAAGAGGAAAACCGACAUGCUGAUGGACGGAGGAGAGGUGGUGGAGAAGAGGAAAAAGGGACGGCCCAGGAAAGACAAGAUGGCCACUACGGUCGCCCAGCCCUUCACUCAGAUUACUCCUCCAGCAGAGCGGGAGCCCAGCAGGGUGGCAGCUCCUCCGCCUCCCGUCGCUACUCUCAAACUUCCAACGCCGAGCAUCAAGAAGUCCUUCAGCCUGCAGGUGAGCAUGGAGCCCUCGGUGUUCGUGGAGGUGGAGAACGAGGUGUCGGUGGUCGCGGGUUCAAAGCUCAGCCAGCUGAGAUGCUCCAGAGACGGAAGAGACUGGAACACACUGCUGCCAAGCUCAGUGGUCACUGCUGCAGGGAGCAGUGACGUCAUCGCCGUCGCCUGUCAGGACAGGAUGUUGUCGGUCUUCUCUUCCUGCGGCCGGCGGCUCCUUCCUGCCAUCCAGCUGGCCACGCCGGCCUCAGCGCUGCACUGCUCCCUCCACUUCGUCAUGGCGCUGACGGCCGGAGCCACGCUGUUCGUCUGGGACGUUCAGAAGCAGAAAGCUCUGGUGAAGAACGAGUCUCUGCAAACCAUUUUAACUGGUGCUGACAUCACAGUGUCUCACUCCAUGCUGACUCAGCAGGGCGUCCCCGUCAUCGGUCUGUCCAACGGGAAGUCGUACUGCUUCAGCUCCUCACUGGAGACGUGGACUCUGAUAGCAGAUAAAGGAGACUCUCUGGUCCAGUGUGCUGACUUCAGGAGCUGCCUUCCUACCCAGGAUGCACCUGUGUCCUCAGGGCCACUGGCCGUCAUGCAGGGGCGCAACCUCAACGCUGGGCGGCUGGCGUCGCGGCUCUCCUCCACCCCUCACCACCUGCAGCAGAGCAUGACACUGGCCUUCCUGGAGAACCAGCUGGCGUCUGCUCUCACCCUGCAGUCAGCACAGGAGUAUCGCUACUGGAUGCUCAUCUACGCCCGAUUCCUCGUCAACGAAGGCUCAGAGUAUCGUCUCAGAGAAUUGUGUAAGGAGCUGCUCGGUCCUGUUCAUAAAUCAGCUGCUACAGCCUGGGACCCCACCACUCUGGGUCUACGUAAGCGAGAGUUACUGCGGGAGGUUUUACCCGUCAUCGGUGAAAACCUGCGAUUCCAGAGACUUUUCACUGAAUACCAGGAUCAGCUGGAGCUGCUGCGCAACAAAUAACACACACACAAACUGCCACACACACACACACACACACACAAACACAGAGACACACGGACUCACAAACACACUCGGACUCAUUGUGAAACUUCGUCCCGGCUCGGGGUAAAUACUGACUGCUCUCAUCACGUUUGGGAAGCUUGGAACUCUCUCCUGGCUCAAACCUGGAAAAAUGACUCCUGGUUGGUUUUUUUCUUCCUGGAGAACUUUUUUUAAAAAAAGCCACGACACAGAUUUUGAAGCGCUGGGACUUUGUCAGUGCUGCCGUCACCGUAGGGAGAGAUGUGGGUGCUUCUUUUCUUUUUUUUCUAAUCACGACUUUGGUUUGAACAGUUUGUCUUUUUGUUUUCUUACUAAAUGUGUUGUUUUAUGUUUCUUUUCCUGACCUCUCUCUGCACCUCUCUCUCUCUCUCUCUCCUGCCCUCCUAAUCAUGAAGCUUAAAUGAUUCCCUUCAGAGAGACGGUGCUAUAGAAAGGUGACAGGUUUGGUUCCUGUUAAACUGCCAAAACGCCCCGGUGUGAAUCGUAAUGAACAGACAGAGCAGCGCUGAGAGGCUCGUUAGAGACAAACAGAAGUGAUGAUGGAUGUAUAGAAGCAAUAUGCUCGUACCAAAGUGAUGCCUUUAGACGUUAAGAAGAAGAAGAAGAAACAGUCCUGCACGUGUGAAGUGAAGCAAAUGAAGAGCGAUGGAAGACUCAAACAGGGUUGUUUUUUACAGGCAGGAGACGAUCAAUGUGGUCUCACAUGAAUCUUCCUGAUAGGCGUUUUCUGAGUGUAGCGUAUUUAAAUAUGGCACAAAAGAGGCUGAAAUUAACAGCAAAGGAAGAAAGAUGAGGAAUUAAAUUCUGAUCGACAUCUAGGAUGGAAGACGGCGACGUUUGAUAAAGUAAACGGUUGAAAAAAGAAAGUUUGCUGCUGAUUUGAAGCCAUGAAAGCAUUCACACGUUAGAGCACUUAAUAUGAGUUUAGAAAAUAAAAUGUCCAGCUGACUGGUUUAUUAAAUGUAGACUAAACGACGAGCUCACAGGAAUCCCUCGUACAUCUGAAGAAGAUAGAAGUGGUCCGCUCAUUAAUCAAACCAUCAAAUCUAUGAAUGACUUAUUAAACCGAGUUCUUGAUAUUAAGACAUUUUUUUAAACGUUCAUUUGAAGCCACGAUACAACAUGUAAAAUAUACAGCGUCUGACUUUCUCCUCUAAAAACAAGACGAUCGAGUGUUUUCAAGCCGUUCCGUCGAUGACUUUUUAUUAUUAUUACUCCGUUGUUUUUUUGGAUAAAUGAAUUAAAAGCCAAAUGUAAACUUCAUUACGACGUCUCAGAUGAAAUCAUUAACUUCCUGUCUGCAGAUGUUCAACAGGAACUUGGCUUUUUCUUAGAAACAUCCGUCUUGAGUUCAGACGCAGGAUUUUGGGUUGUUUUUUUUGUAGCGGUCAUAUUUGCAUUACACAUGAUGGAGGUGCGUCAUAAUCUCUUUUUAUAUGUUAAUGAUUUGACUCACACUAUGAUGAUAUGACUUCUACUACUACUACUACUUCUGCUGCAGCUUUUUAUACUUUAAAUCCAACAAUAAUAGUAGCAGUGGGUUUUUUUUGGAUGUGAGCUUCUUUCUUCUUUUUUUUUGGAGA
Messenger RNA from Scomber scombrus (Atlantic mackerel), 4685 nucleotides. Its product is annotated as protein HIRA. Gene Ontology annotation, molecular function: protein binding; nucleosome binding. The record is from RefSeq and is a predicted model, not a curated record. Lineage: Eukaryota; Metazoa; Chordata; Actinopteri; Scombriformes; Scombridae. Gene Ontology annotation, cellular component: HIR complex; nucleus. Gene Ontology annotation, biological process: DNA-templated transcription; chromatin remodeling; regulation of DNA-templated transcription. The transcript is spliced from 25 exons. Bases 1 to 3060 code for a protein of 1019 amino acids.